Molecule: messenger RNA, 465 nt
Organism: Entamoeba dispar SAW760
Lineage: Eukaryota; Evosea; Mastigamoebida; Endamoebidae
Exons: 2
Coding region: 1-465 (154 amino acids)
Source: RefSeq, a predicted model, not a curated record
AUGAUUACAUUACAUUAUAAUUAUGAAAGAACGAAAAGAAGAGCAGAAAUGGCAUAUCUUAAAGAACAUUAUCCACAAAAUAUAUUUCAAUUUCAUAAAAUAGAUAUAAAAUUUCAAACCAUCAAGAAGAACAAAACGAGAUAUAAUUUAAAACAAAUUGCAGAAAAGGAAGAACCACAUGGAAUUUUAAGAACUUUUGCUAUUUGUUUAAUUCCAUUUUAUGAAGUGUAUCGUGGAUGUAGUUGUUGGUGUAAUAUUUUAGCAACAAAAUUAUCUUCAAAAUCAUCAGAAGAUGAUAACAGAAUACAUCAGUUGACAUAUCAUGUAUAUAAAACAAAAGAAUUAAUUGAAAAAUAUGGAAAUGAAAUAAAAACAGGUAAAAUAUGUGGUAUUUAUAUUGAAAAGAUUUUAAUGGGAAUAGUGGUUAUAUUACAGAUUGUUAUACUAGUUUGUAUCAAAUCAUAG